Molecule: messenger RNA, 657 nt
Organism: Sinocyclocheilus anshuiensis
Lineage: Eukaryota; Metazoa; Chordata; Actinopteri; Cypriniformes; Cyprinidae
Product: rho GTPase-activating protein 5-like
Exons: 1
Biological process (GO): regulation of cell size; Rho protein signal transduction
Cellular component (GO): cytosol
Molecular function (GO): GTPase activator activity; GTP binding; GTPase activity
Source: RefSeq, a predicted model, not a curated record
AAUAACGAUCAUUUCUUAUACUGGGGUGAAGUGUUACAUCGUGGGGAUGAUGGCCUCGAGUGUCGAAUCCAGGUCAUUGAGCAGACUGAGUUCAUUGAUGACCAAACCUUCUUGCCUCAUCGGAGCACAAACCUGCAGCCUUACACGAAACGGGCUGCAAAUACGAAGCUUCAGUCUGCUGAGAAGCUGAUGUACAUUUGCACAGACCAGCUUGGGUUGGAACAGGAUUUUGAUCAGAAGCAGAUGCCUGAUGGCAAGCUCAACAUCGAUGGCUUUGUGUUGUGUUUAGAUGUAAGCAAAGGAUGCAAUAGGAAAUUCGACGACCAGAUGAAAUUUGUCCACAGCCUUUAUUCUCAAAUUUCCAAGACGAAAAAACCCAUAAUCAUCGCAGCAACAAAAUGUGACGAGUGUGUCGAGCAAUACCUGAGGGAGGUGCAGACGUUUGUUACAGGUAAAAAGAAUCUCAUGUUGGUGGAAACAUCAGCUCGAGCGUCUGUGAACGUGGAACUCUGUUUCAAUGCUCUGAUACAGCAGAUGGACAAAACCAGAGGAAAACCCAAAAUCAUCUCUUUUUUGGAAGCGUACAAAUCCCAGAGACAAUUAGUAGCUUCAGUUUCAGACAAGUUUGAAAAGCUCAUCGUUCAAACUGUCCGAGAU